This is a messenger RNA of Mercurialis annua (annual mercury), 1950 nucleotides long. RefSeq names its product valerianol synthase TPS1B-like. Gene Ontology annotation, molecular function: magnesium ion binding; terpene synthase activity. Bases 41 to 1813 code for a protein of 590 amino acids. The record is from RefSeq and is a predicted model, not a curated record. Gene Ontology annotation, biological process: diterpenoid biosynthetic process. The transcript is spliced from 6 exons. NCBI's taxonomy places the organism in Eukaryota, Viridiplantae, Streptophyta, Magnoliopsida, Malpighiales, Euphorbiaceae.
AGCAAUUAGUAAAAAAGAAUUGGUUUUUUGUUUCCAGAAAAUGGCACUGCAAGCAUUUUCCUUCACAAACUUUAGUAACAAAAGUUUGUAUCCGUCAAAAACCAUUCACUCUACACCUUUACUCAUCACAAAAAUCAAAUAUUGUAUGACUAAUAAGCCAGCAAUAAGGGCAGAGCAAAUAUCCAACAAAGGAGAUCGUCCGCAAGUCAGCUUUCCUCCUACCAUUUGGGGUGACAGCUUUAGCUCCUUCUCUUUUAAGCAACCGGUGUACGAAUCGUAUACCAAGCAGAUAGAAGUGCUAAAAUCGGAAGUGAAGAGCAAGCUGAUCUCCGGUUCGGAUGAUGCUUUCACAAAACUUAAUUUGAUCAACUUGCUAAACCGUCUUGGCUUGUCAUAUCAUUUUGAGGACGAUAUAGAGCAACUGCUGCACGAGCAUUUUGAUGCUCUCGUUGCUCGAGCUUCAGAUGAAGAAUGUGAUUUGUAUACUGUUUCGCUUGUAUUCCGAGUUCUCAGACAAAAUGGUUAUAAAAUCACUUCUGAUGUAUUUAACAAGUUCAAGGACAUCGAUGGUAAGUUCAAGCAAAGCCUAGCGACGGACGUAAAGGGCGUGCUGAGUUUGUACGAAGCUGCGUUUGUGAGCAUAACCGGAGAAGAUAUCUUAGACGAAGCUAUCGCUUUCACCAAACCCAUUUUGGAAUCUAUUAACAUUAAUGGAUUCGAAAAGCAUAUAAGCAAUGCAUUGAAACAUCCAUUCCACAGAGGCAUGCCUAGAGUUGAAGCCAGACAGUUCAUCUCUCUGUACGAAGGGGACGAGUCUCGCGAUGAAAUCUUACUCAAUUUGGCCAAGUUAGACUUCAAUAGAGUACAAUUAGUGCAUCAACAAGAACUCAGCGACCUUUCAAAAUGGUGGAGUGAUUUGGACUUGGUGUCAAAAUAUCCGUUUGCAAGAGACAGAAUUGUAGAGAUCUAUUUCUGGUUGAUUGGAAUAUUUUCCGAACCUCAAUAUGUUGGUUCCAGAUUACUUGUUACACAAACUCUAAUACUGCUCUCCAUAGUGGAUGAUAUAUACGAUGGAUAUGGUGCAUUCAAUGAACUCCAACUUUUUACCCAAGCAAUAGAGAGGUGGGACACUACUAGCCUUGAUCUUGUACCCGAGUAUACGAAAGUUCUUUAUAAAGCUUUCUUAGAUCUGUUCGAACAAUUUGAGAAUGACAUGAUAAAAGAAGAAAGAACCUUCGCACUCCCUUAUCUAAAAAAUGAGGUGAUUCGAAUAAUCAAAGCGUACAUGACUGAGGCCCAGUGGCUACACGACGGUUAUGUUCCAUCACCGGAUGAAUACAUGAAGGCAGCAUUUUAUACAGGCGGCAUUCCGAUUAUAAUUACGGGAUGCUAUGCAGGAACCGGAAAAGUUAAAGGGAGUGAAGAGUUUGAAUGGCUGCUAAAAUGUCCCAAAAUUAUAAAAGCUGCAGGAACAAUUACUCGUCUCAUUGAUGAUCUAGUAAGUCACGAGGAUGAACAGAAGAGAUCCACAGGACAUGUUGCUUCUGCCAUUCAAUGCUAUAUGCACCACAACGGAAUUUCAGAAGCGGAAGCUACUCGUGAAAUUGAGGGGAUAAUUGAGUCGUCGUGGAAGAAAAUAAACGAGGAAUGUUUGAGCCCUACCGCGCUUCCAAUGCACCUACUUAUGCCUAUAGUUAACAUUAUUCGUGUAGCUGAAGUUUGUUACAGAUACUUUGAUGGUUAUACCAAUCCAGAGCACGUCAAGGAUUACAUUGAGGCUAUGUUCGUCUUGCCAAUACCAAUUCAACAAUAGUUUGUUUUGAUGUGAUCUAACCAAAUCGAUUCUCUUCUCUAGGACUGUUUGGUUACUCAAUUCGGUUUGCUUGGCUUGAUUUCUAGUUUAAAUUCAGUUCAAAUUAAUAAAUAAAAAGUUUCUAUUUUUGUUCUAAA